Trypanosoma conorhini is the source of this 843-nucleotide messenger RNA. RefSeq lists its product as uncharacterized. The transcript has a single exon. Bases 1 to 843 code for a protein of 280 amino acids. The record is from RefSeq and is a predicted model, not a curated record. NCBI's taxonomy places the organism in Eukaryota, Euglenozoa, Kinetoplastea, Trypanosomatida, Trypanosomatidae.
AUGUCUUCGCGCCCGUUAUGCCGCCCCCUGCGGAUGCUGCUCCUGCGCGGGGCGAAGCCGCCGUCGAGGCCGGCGGGCGGCGUGGGCUGUCGGUACGUGCACACGGGCCGCCCGUCAAACUCCCUCCUCUGGCUCUCGCGUGAGCGGGAGGGGGGUGCCGCGCGCAACGGAAUCUCUUCACCAGCGGCGACGCGUGCCCCGUCGCGUGCCGCCUCAAAAGUGGCUGCAGUUGACGCAACGCCCUCCCCCUCCUCCCCCGCGUCCCCGCCAUUGCUGCUGGAUCCUCCGUUUACGCCUGUUCCGGGUGAGUCAGAGGCGUUGCGGCAGCGGGUGCGGGGCGGUGAGCCAUCCUGCCUGUUGCUAUACGUCUGUGGCACGUGCAACUCGCCGCUGUUUUGUAGCGCGGAGUAUGCGGCGUCCAGCUCUCUGGGGCGACACAGCAGCGGGUGGCCCUCGUUCAUCGCCCCCGUGUGCAGUAGUGUCCUCCGGCUACGAAGUCUGCUGCAGCGCAGCGCGGUGCAGGAGGGAGGCCGGGCACCGUUGGCCGCGACACUGGCGGCCCGUGGGUUGCGUGUCGAGGGGGAGAUGCUGCGGCAGCCGCGCGGCGGCGGUUGUGCGCGGUCGCAGCCACGUACCUGGCGGGAGGCGUGCCUGAGGGACGUGAACAAGCGAAGCGACCCGACCGUCCUCGAGGGGUGCUGCAGCGGGUGCGGGAGGGCCGUUUGCCGCGUGGUGACGGAGCGGCGCAGCGGAGUGAAGUACGUCGUGAACCCAACCGCCGUCAAGGCGGAGCUGACGGAGUGCAGCGGCCCUGGCACCGCAUCCACGCCCCGGCGGCCGUAG